AGGAGACGUAAGUAGACGAGGGAAUGGAGAUGGGGGCAGCCACGCUACCAUUUGUUGUUCAAUAUUGGCGCACAACACCCCUACCUACCCCCUUUUCCCUGUCUUUUUCUCUCUCACUCCCCUCCCCAUCUACUUCCAGAUUUCAAGUUCUCAACUACCUCCACUAGGGGUGUCAAACUAUCAAUAUGAAUUAAGUUUCUCCUAUUAUGCUUGGUUUUUCUAUCACCACAUCAACUCAUGCUAACUUUCCCUCCAGACCCUUACGAUGAUAGUGAUAACGAUGAUGAUUUAGAACAUGAUCAUCAGAACAAAAGGAUUCUAAUUUCCCCUGAGGUUUUCAUCAAAGGGACAGUGUGUGGUUGUUCCAUGAAUGUUUUCUUGUGUAGUGACAACAGGUACACAAGUGGCUAUGGUUAUUUCCUCCAUGACCCCAUUAACAAGGAAUCCUUCAAGCUCCCUUCGCUCGAGGUGAAGGAGGAGUGUCUUCAUGCUAUUGGCUUUACAUGUGAUCCAUAUUAUUGUAAUGACCCUAAAGAGGAUUCAAGGAGAAACUAUCUUGAUCCUAGGAAGUGUUUCAGGGUGGUAAGAAUCAAUUCCUUCAUUGCAAUACACUAUGAAUUCGAGGUUGAUGUUUGGUCCUCAGAGACAGGGAACUGGAGACAAAAGACUGUGAUAUUAGAUGAUGGUUUUGCUUUUGCUCCUCACUGGUCAAUGAGUUUUGCAUAUGAAGGAGGAUUGUAUUUCAUGGGUAGGACUAGUAUAUUUGUUUAUGAUCCUUAUGGACUUAAUGGUGAGACACUUGAUUACCCUGUUGAUUCUGACCCAAUGAACAUUAUGAGCUUUGGUUUUCUUGGAACUUCUUGUGGAGACUUGAGGAUUGCUGAAAUUAGACACAAUUAUAUUAAGGUUUGGGAGUUGGUGUCGAAUGACUGGGAAUUAUUACACCAUGUUGAUUUCUCAGGACUUUUGCCAAAUGAGUUUUGUGCUGAUUACUAUAAGCGUGUGGGGGGUUUUCACCCACAUGAAGGGGAGACUGUGUACUUGUACUCUUUUAAUGAAGGGAUUUAUGUUGCAAAUCUUGAGACAAUAAAAUUUACCUACAUCCCUGGAUAUCAGAAAUCUGAUUUGAGUCCAUUUCAUUUGGAGUUGCCAUUGUGGUCAUUGAAGGAUUUCUUUUAGUCAUAGUUUGUUACUUGUAGAUUUCAGAACUUUUUCUUUUAGUCAUAGUUUGUUACUUGGUAGAUUUUAUGUCUUGAAUAAUUUGAUUGUACUUUACUGUAGAUUUACAUGUAUUAUCAUAUGAUACGAUGUAGUAAACAAAUGAUGAGAAAUGACCAAAUCUUAUUGAGUUGUAUUCCGCCUACUUAUUUUUUCAUGUAGAGAAGAGUGCAUUAAACAUAAAAUUAGGUGACUACUUAAUUAAGAU
Messenger RNA from Arachis stenosperma, 1426 nucleotides. RefSeq lists its product as uncharacterized. The record is from RefSeq and is a predicted model, not a curated record. Bases 238 to 1179 code for a protein of 313 amino acids. NCBI's taxonomy places the organism in Eukaryota, Viridiplantae, Streptophyta, Magnoliopsida, Fabales, Fabaceae. The transcript is spliced from 2 exons.